UGACCGCACAGGCAGCAUCGCGUGGGAGCCGCGCACGUGCCGACGGGAUCUGACAUGAAUUCGAGCAAAAGUGAUGUGCCGCGCAGAGGAAGGUCCUUCGACUCCAUAAACGCGGGAUUUGAAGAGAAGCAACUCAGCAAUGAGAUGAACAAGUCUACCUUCAGCAAAAUUGAAGAGAACAAGGAUAACAAGAGCUUUUCCUCAGAGAGGGGCCGAGCUGAAAUUAUCUUCUCUUUGAAGAAUGAAGUUGGUGGACUUGUGAAGACCCUGAAACUUUUCCAGGAGAAUCACGUCAACCUUGUCCACAUUGAGUCCAGAAAAUCGAAGAGGCGUAACUCAGAGUUUGAGAUCUUUGUGGACUGUGACACUGAGCACGAGCAGUUGAAUGAAAUCAUCCAGCUGCUGCAGAAGCACGUGAACGUGGUCAAGAUGAGCACUCCUGACAACUCCUGCCUACCUGAAGAAGAUAUGGAGAAUGUACCCUGGUUCCCUAAGAAGAUUUCUGAUCUAGACAUGUGUGCGAACCGUGUUCUGAUGUAUGGUUCCGACCUGGAUGCUGACCACCCGGGUUUCAAAGACAACGUCUAUCGAAAAAGGAGGAAGUACUUUGCUGAUCUGGCCAUGAGCUACAAACAUGGUGAUCCAAUCCCUCGCAUUGAGUUCACCGAGGAGGAGGUGAGAACAUGGGGGGUGGUGUACCGGGAGCUGAACAAGCUGUACCCCACCCACGCCUGCCGGGAGUACCUGAAGAACCUGCCUUUGCUGUCCAAGUACUGUGACUGCAGGGAGGAUAACAUCCCCCAGCUGGAGGACGUGUCACGCUUCCUCAGAGAGCGCACGGGUUUCACCAUUCGUCCGGUGGCAGGCUAUCUCUCGCCCCGGGACUUCCUGGCAGGCCUGGCUUUCCGCGUAUUCCACUGCACCCAAUAUGUGCGGCACAGCUCUGACCCACUGUACACUCCCGAACCGGAUACGUGCCACGAGCUGCUGGGCCACGUGCCGCUGCUGGCAGAGCCGAGCUUCGCCCAGUUCUCCCAGGAGAUAGGCCUGGCCUCGCUGGGGGCCUCUGAUGACUCCAUCCAGAAACUUGCCACAUGCUACUUCUUCACGGUAGAGUUUGGCCUUUGUAAACAAGAAGGAAAGCUGCGAGCCUAUGGAGCAGGUCUGCUGUCUUCCAUCAGUGAGCUCAAGCAUGCCCUCUCUGGGAGUGCCAUGAUCAUGCCCUUCGACCCCCAAAUCACUUGCAAACAGGAGUGCAUUAUCACCACCUUCCAGGACGUUUACUUUGUGUCAGGUAGCUUCGAGGAGGCAAAAGUCAAGAUGAGGGAGUUUGCCAAGACCAUCAAGAGGCCCUUCACAGUGCGCUACAACCCCUACACACAAAGCGUGGACGUGCUGAAGGACACGCCCAGCAUCCACAGCGUCGUGGAGGAGCUGAGGCACGAACUGGAUAUCGUGGGUGACGCACUCAACCGGCUCAACAAGCAGCUCGGUGUCUAACACGGGGGAUCCAUCCUCCGGAACACUUCCCUGAAGCACAGCCAGAAGCCCCACUUCCCCACUCCCAACUUUACCCCUCCAGUCAAAUGGAGAUACUUCCUCGUGCACAGGCAGAACACAAGAUCUAACUCGUACUAUUGUGUCUAGAGGCCCCAUAUAUGUGUUCCCUGUUUCCUCCUUCUGCUGUCUCACACUGAACACCUAAAGGUGCAAAUUAUUGCCCUCACAUAAUUUAAACUGAGCUCAGAUUAUCCAGCCAAAAUAAGUUAGGCAUCAUACCGCUUAUCCAUGUUUCUGACCAGUACUUGGAUAUCAAGGGGAAAAUGCACAGAACGGUAUAAUACAUAGGGAGAUAGGUAAUACAUCUUACCUUCUGCUUUGUUGAAAUAGAUACUUACAUGUGUCUCUGUUAUUGUAUGUAUGCGUGUGGGACUGACACUGCGAUUCCUUGCUUGUACAUAUCUAUUAACAUCAAUGGGGUAAAUGCACAGAUACGUAGUACAUCUUACGAUUUAAAAAUCUGUCACUUCUGUGUGCAUAUCUGUAUGGAUGGCACAGUAUAGUCCCAUGCUUGUAAAUCCAUGGACUGUGGAAGAGUUUGUCUGUCUACAGUGCUGUUGUGACCUUCUCCCUUAUUGCUGCUGUGUGGUUCCCCUUUGACUUGAUUUACACUCUAAAAAACAUGUUGCACCAACGCAAAGUACUUGGUAAGACCCAACACAAUGCCUAGUUAGCCAAUGCAUCUUAGUCGAAUAAAAAUCUUGUCCUUCUUCACAAAUUUUCUGCUACAAAUUCAGUAUAUAAGCCUGUAGGUAGAUUUUCAUGGGUCAUUGACAACCCACCCCUGUUAAGAAUGAAGUGUAGAUUUCAAUAAUUUCAUUUAUAUUCCAACAACUACUUUUUUUAGAUAGCUUGCAUGCUGUCAAGUGACUUGCAACAAUGAGAUGUGUUUUAAUUAACCUGUUUUUGCAAACUUUGCGGACACAAGCUUUAAGGUGUGGUGUAAUUCUACGCAGUCUAUAUAUUACAUUAUAUAACUUGCUGCAUUUCUGCACAAAAAAAAAAUGCAUGUCCCAUUGCAGAACUGUGCUACAGCAGUGUUUUUGAUACUGACUAUUUUAACUGGAAAAACAGGCAUAUGUAUUUUUAGGAAUGUAUUUUGCCUCAGAAGCAAAGUACAGUUUACUGGUAGUAAAGACUAAACAGUAUCAUAAGUUGAAUAAAUAAAAAAAUACAAAAAUA
Messenger RNA from Scleropages formosus (Asian bonytongue), 2742 nucleotides. Its product is annotated as tryptophan 5-hydroxylase 1-like. The transcript has 11 exons. The record is from RefSeq and is a predicted model, not a curated record. Bases 55 to 1500 code for a protein of 481 amino acids. Gene Ontology annotation, biological process: serotonin biosynthetic process; aromatic amino acid metabolic process. Gene Ontology annotation, molecular function: tryptophan 5-monooxygenase activity; iron ion binding. NCBI's taxonomy places the organism in Eukaryota, Metazoa, Chordata, Actinopteri, Osteoglossiformes, Osteoglossidae. Gene Ontology annotation, cellular component: neuron projection.